AUGGCUGAGCUGCCAUACAUGUCACAUCCCAGAGGCAGGGUCCGCCCUCAUGGGCACUGCUCUUGGUCCCUGGGAAAGGGGUCCCAGAAGACUGGUAGCUUGUACUUCUCCGUCCCAUCUUCUAUCAGCUGCAGGAAUCCAGCCAUGGCGAACGAAGCUCGCAGCAGCAGCUCUUUGGAGGGCAGCAGUAGUGGCAGUGAAGGCUCCAAAGACAGCUCCCGCUGUUCCACUCCAGUGCUGGACGCUGAACGGCACGAGCGACUUCGAGAGAAGAUGCACCGGAGGAUGGAAUCAGGGGACAAGUGGUUCUCCUUGGAGUUUUUCCCUCCUCGAACUGCCCAGGGAGCAGUCAAUCUCAUCUCUAGGUUUGACCGCAUGGGGGCAGGUGGCCCCCUCUUUGUGGACGUAACCUGGCACCCGGCAGGGGAUCCUGGCGCAGACAAGGUGACCUCAUCCAUGAUUAUCGCCAACACAGCUGUAGACUACUGUGGCCUGGAGACAGUCCUACACAUGACCUGCUGUCACCAGACCCAGGAUGAGAUCACCAGCCACCUGCACAAGGCCAAGCGGCUAGGCCUAAAGAAUAUCUUGGCAUUGCGAGGAGACCCCAUGGGAGAUGAGUGGGAGGACGAAGAAAACGGCUUCUGCCACGCUGUGGACCUGGUGAAACAUAUCCGCAGUGAGUUUGGUGACUACUUUGACAUCUGUGUAGCAGGUUACCCCAAGGGUCACCCAGAGGCAGCAAGCUUUGAAGAGGACCUUCAGCACCUCAAGGAGAAGGUGUCUGCAGGGGCCGACUUCAUCAUCACACAGCUCUUCUUCCAGGUGGACACCUUUCUAAAUUUCGUCAAAGCCUGUACAGCGAUAGGCAUCACUUGUCCCAUCCUUCCUGGAAUCUUCCCCAUCCAGGGUUACCACUCCCUGCGGCAGCUGGUGAAGCUCUCCAAGCUGGAAGUGCCACAAGAAAUCAAAGACGUGAUCGAGCCGAUCAAGGACAACGACGCCGCCAUCCGCAACUAUGGAAUUGAGCUGGCUGUGGCCAUGUGCCAGGAGCUGCUGGCUAGCGGCGUGGUGCCCGGCCUCCACUUCUACACCCUCAACCGGGAGGUGGCCACCGUGGAGGUGCUGAAGAGGCUAGGCAUGUGGAACGAGGAUCCCAGGCGGCCUCUGCCGUGGGCUGUCAGCGCCCAUCCCAAGCGCCGAGUAGAGGACGUCCGGCCCAUCUUCUGGGCCUCCAGACCGAAGAGCUACAUCUACCGAACCCAAGCGUGGGAUGAAUUCCCCAAUGGCCGUUGGGGGAACUCCUCGUCCCCGGCCUUUGGCGAGCUGAAGGACUAUUAUCUCUUCUGCCUGACGAGCAAGUGCCCGAGGGAAGAGCUGCUGAAGAUGUGGGGGGAGGAGCUGACCAGCGAAGAAAGCGUCUUCAAAGUGUUUGCCUACUAUCUCUCUGGGGAACCCAAUCAGAGCGGCCACAGAGUGACUUGCUUACCUUGGAACGAUGAGCCUCUGGCAGCGGAGACCAGCCUGAUGAAAGAGGAGCUGCAGAAGGUGAAUCAGCGAGGCAUCCUCACCAUCAACUCUCAGCCUAAUAUCAACGGGAAGCCAUCCACUGACCCCAUUGUGGGCUGGGGCCCCAGUGGUGGCUAUGUCUUCCAGAAGGCCUAUCUGGAGUUCUUUACCUCCAGUGAAACAGUGGCAGCUCUUCUCCAAGUGCUAAAGAAAUAUGAGCUCCGUGUCAAUUACCACAUUGUCAAUGUCAAGGGUGAGAACAUCACCAAUGCCCCUGACCUUCAGCCCAAUGCUGUGACAUGGGGCAUCUUCCCCGGGCGGGAGAUCAUUCAGCCCACGGUGGUGGAUCCUGUCAGUUUCAUGUUUUGGAAGGAUGAGGCCUUUGCCCUGUGGAUUGAGCAAUGGGGGAAGCUGUAUGAAGAGGAAUCCCCAUCACGGAUGAUCAUCCAGUAUAUCCAUGACAAUUAUCAUCUGGUCAACCUAGUAGACAAUGAGUUCCCCUUGGACAACUGUUUGUGGCAGGUCCUAGAAGACACCUUUGAGCUCCUCAGCAAGCCAGCCCCGCAGUGAGUGGGCCGUCUUCCUGGCAUCCUGUCUUUCCUCUCUUCCCUGUGUUUCUCUAAGGAUUCUCCAGCUGUUUUCUUCUCCAUCCCAUCCCGUCAUACACGCCCUGGCUCCCAUCCCCAUCCCUCCCCCAGUGAUGGCUGCUAGGCUGGUUGCUGACCUUCGUGCUUGGAUUCAACCAGUCUGUUCUGCACUCGAGCCUUGGGGGGCUUUCCCCUACACUACAAUUUUGUUGGGGAGUAACUCCAUCCUUCGACCCGAGGCCAUGGAGAAGCACUGGCCAUCCAGUGCCACCUUUAAGUUUUCCUGGUGAGGAGACGUGGCCUGAGACUGUGAGCACUGGACCAGAGUGCCUGGCUAGCCAGCUGGGCCUUCCAAAGAAACUGUCCUUCUGUUGUCUUCCUGGGCCACAUACUGAUAUUUAGGGCCCAGACGAAACUGGAAAUGCCCCGCUAUGUGUGGAGAAAUGGGACUGUGACUGGACACACGGAUGCUAGACUUUGAGGUCCUUUUGCCUCAGGGACCUUGGCCUAAUUCUUGCCUCAGUUUCCCCAUCUAUGAAAGGAGAGGCAAGCAAGAACUGUUCUGCCUUCUUAGGCAAGCACACGAACCUCGGGCUGUCACAUGACCACCGUAAGCCGUCCUUACCCUCUGCUAUUGAAGCCUUGGUCAAGGCUGUGGUUCCAUAUUUACUUCCAUUUUUCUUUUCCUGAUUGACCUGUGUUUAAUCUGUCUGGGAAACUCCCAGUGUGGACUCUGCCUCUCAGCUUCCUGAUUCCAAGACUGGCCCUCUGUCCACUGCACUAGCCUUCUUUUAUCUCUACCAUAAGCUGCUUUGUUUCCAUAGAUUCCUGGUUUGGAAGAAAACACCUUAUGGAGUUUCAAGUCCCUUCAGAAGUGUCCUCCCUGGGGCCCCUGCCCUCAUCUUCCUCCUUAGGGAGGUAGAGGAGAAGCAAGAGUCGAUGACCCUUGAGGGCAGAGGGGUGAGUCACAUGGUUGGAGCAGCCUCGGGGCCCUCACUUCCUCUUCCAGUAAUGGGCCUGCCUGUGUUCUCGUAGGGAGUCCUUUCACCAGCACUGGCUACCCUCUUCUUCCUCUACCAAGCUCAGGUCUGACCUACUCAGUCUUUUUCCUCUUUCUUCUAAAGAUAUUUGUCUUGUAAGUGAAUGAAUGUCAGUAACUAGCACUUUCCACUGCUGGGUCAAUCACGCUAUGUGGCAGGGACAGGGUUAAGGGAAAGGCCUGUCUCCAUCCUCCCCACCCCACCCUCCAGGCUCCCCUUCUAUAGCUGAGAUCAGCUGUCUUGGAGCCAGUGCUGGGUCAGCAGAAAGAAAACCUCGUGAGGGAGGGACGGGGGAUGGUCAGAAGGAAGCAGAUGCUGCAAAGCAGAAACAGGAGGGCUACUUGGGGAGGGGGAGAACCUAACUCCCGGCCGCACUGCCUGGCCCCAGUUCUGCCUAUUUCUUGGAGGUAGGGGGCUCCCCCAAUCAGAAUUGGGGAACUUUGGUGGUCAUUUUAGACCACCAGCCUGGCAGAACCCUCCUUAGAGCCUCCCCAGCCUCUGCUUAAAGACCCAGACCACUUAGAAGUCACUACCUCUGGGCUGCCCAGUCACCUUGGAAAGCUCCCAUUUGGUUUUUGUAACGAGUUUAAAUCUGCCUUUUAUUGUUCCUGUUUCUGCCCUCUGAGGCUCGUUCCUUUUCGACAUAAAAGCACUUGAAGGUAGCUAUUAUAUUUCCGAUUCCCAAGUUUUCAGUUUUUUCUGUAGAUCAUCACAUGACAAGUUACUGGUCCCCUCACCAUCCUGGUCACCCUCUGGUUAAAUGUCAAUCCUAAAAUGUGGACCCCAGCACUGAAACACAGUGCUCCAGAUCUGACCGGAAUAGGCUGGGCCCUCAGGCAGAUAAAAGCCAGGAGGAGGCAGGGAAAGGAAUGGUAUUUUAUUAUCUGUUGAAGUCAGGGUCUCUGCCCCUGAGAGCUGUUUUUCAUAAAAGCAUUACCAGACGAGUUUGCUGGGCUCUUCUCUACCCAGCCCUGGUGGGUGGAAUGGGACAGGAUGGGGGCAGGGCUGGAUAUCCUCGCCUGAGGAAAGCACCAACAACAGCUGGGCAGGGCCUGCCCUCCGUCCCUACAUGCUGUGCCUAACGGUUCACGUGCUGACCCGUGAUCACUAGCUGGUACCUCCUCUCCUGGGCACCCGGGCUGCCCAGCACUGGUGCCAUCUUCCAAAGGCCUGAAAACAAGGGCGGGAGGGCAAAAGAAAUGAAACCCUAUCUUUAGUUACUCUGGUCCAUGGCGCCCUGCCCAGCCUCAGGGUCAGCCUGUCCAUGCCAAGAGGAGGCAACAGCUGAGUUCCAGCCCCUCCCCCUUAGGAAAGCUAAAUAAAAAGGCCCUCCACUCCCAAGAGGGCAGCUAGCCCACCCAGGGCGGAAUUAGCCCAGAAUAUCUAGAAAGAUCUAUAGGAAAACUGCUCAGAAUGGAAGGGGUGCACUACCACGCACUAGCCAGGCAUCUGUCCCUUGCCUUGAAUAAGACUUGGAAUGGAGUGGGGGAGGGUUGUUGGCAGCUGUUUCUGUGAUCAGGACAAUCUUGGGUGGCAUCUGAGGAAUGAAGUUGGGGCUUGAAACAAAACUUUUGAACUCCCUUAACCACCUCAACAGAAACUAAUGCCUCUCCUUGCUAUGCGUUGGGUGGAACAGGGGGCAGCGUGGUUGGAGGGGCACAGUCCUGGUGAAAAUGCAGCUAGGGUGCUCGGAAUGUAGUCCUAUAGGCCUUGAACUACCUACACACCGUCCCCAGUCUUAGGGUCGUCACCUGGUGGUCACGGAUACCUGAGAGAGGACCCUGUGGUCUUGCAAACACAGGGCCACCUGAAGCUGCAGCCACCGCCUCCGCCACGUCCCCCAGCCCCAUUCCAGCCAGCGCUGCCUGACCUGUACAAGGGCAACAUGAGGUCAGGAGGGGGGGCCCACCUAAGGACAUUACGUGGGCAUCACCUAAUGACAGCUGCUGCCCCGAUCCAGCAGUUCUAAGGAUUAUGUACAAGGAAGGGAUAUACUGCAUGAGAGGAUUCUCAGCAAGUGUAACCCAACAGAAUCUAUUUGGUAUCUUUAAAGAUUGGAAUUAGAUAUGGAACUAUGUUUUGCACGAUUACAUAUGUGUAACCUGUAUCAAAUUGCUUAUUGUCUCAAGGAGGAGGGAGGG
Vombatus ursinus (common wombat) is the source of this 5277-nucleotide messenger RNA. RefSeq names its product methylenetetrahydrofolate reductase (gene MTHFR). NCBI's taxonomy places the organism in Eukaryota, Metazoa, Chordata, Mammalia, Diprotodontia, Vombatidae. Gene Ontology annotation, molecular function: methylenetetrahydrofolate reductase [NAD(P)H] activity; FAD binding. Gene Ontology annotation, cellular component: cytosol. Bases 1 to 2079 code for a protein of 692 amino acids. Gene Ontology annotation, biological process: tetrahydrofolate interconversion. The transcript has 12 exons. The record is from RefSeq and is a predicted model, not a curated record.